AUGAGCAUUGGGUUUGGUGCUAUCUUCCUGUGCAUAGCAUGGUCAUUUUUGUUAUUUAGGAAAAGAAAGAAUGAGAAAAUGAGGGGAAAAUAUUUCAAGCAAAAUGGUGGGGAUUUGUUGCAACGACUUUCAAAAAGUCGAGGGUGCUCUGAAAAUGAUAAAAUAUUUUCAGCUGAAGAACUUGAAAAAGCCACCAACAAUUACCAUGAAAGCAGUAUUUUAGGAAAAGGAGCCCAGGGAACAGUUUACAAAGGAACACUACCCGAAAAUCGUAUGGUUGCCAUUAAAAAAUCAAUAAUUGGAGACCAUAGUCAAGUUGAACCAUUCAUUAAUGAAAUAAUGGUUCUCUCCCAAAUCAACCAUAAGAAUGUCGUCAAACUCUUAGGAUGUUGUUUGGAGACACCAGUUCCUUUGUUGGUCUACGACUUUGUGACUCAUGGUUCACUUUUUGACCAUAUCCACAAUACUGCUGGUUCUACUUUUCUUCCAUGGGAGACUCGUUUGAGAAUAGCCACAGAAACUGCAGAAGCUCUUUGUUAUUUGCACUCGGCAGCUUCUGUUCCAAUCAUUCAUCGAGACAUCAAGCUAGCAAACAUACUCUUAGAUGAAAACUUCACCGCAAAAGUAUCUGAUUUUGGAGCUUCGAGAUUAGUCUCGUCAGACCAGGCACAAAUAACUACAAUCGUACAAGGAACAUUUGGUUAUUUGGAUCCUGAAUGCAUGCAUACUGGUCAGUUGACUGAAAAAAGUGAUGUCUAUAGCUUUGGGGUUGUUCUUAUCGAGUUAUUAACAGGACGAAAGGCAAUAUGUUUGGAAAAAUCAGAAGAACAGAAAAUUUUGGUUAUGUACUUUGUUUCCUUGAUGAAAAAAGAUCAAUUGCAUGACAUUGUCGAUACUCGGUUGCUUAAUGAUACAAACUUUGAGCAGCUUAAGGAAGUGGCAACUUUGGCCAGGCAAUGUGUGAGAGUGAAGGGAGAGGAAAGGCCAACAAUGAAGGAGGUUGCUCAUGAAUUGGCAGGAAUGCAGGCAAUGGAAAUGUACAGUUGGAGUAAACGUAAUUUGCAAGUGGAAGAGUCGGAGCAUUUGCUUGCUGAGGAGUUGAAAAACAUUUAUUGGGAUAAUGCCACCAACAGCUCCAUGGGGUCUAACAGCAUUCAAAACCAAGUCGAAUUUCAACUUGAAGGUGCCCGAUGA
Molecule: messenger RNA, 1194 nt
Organism: Gossypium arboreum
Lineage: Eukaryota; Viridiplantae; Streptophyta; Magnoliopsida; Malvales; Malvaceae
Product: wall-associated receptor kinase 5
Exons: 1
Coding region: 1-1194 (397 amino acids)
Biological process (GO): protein phosphorylation; cell surface receptor signaling pathway
Cellular component (GO): plasma membrane
Molecular function (GO): ATP binding; protein serine/threonine kinase activity
Source: RefSeq, a predicted model, not a curated record